AAAAAAAGGAAAGAAAAAAACAAAACCAAGCGUCUUUAUUGGUCUUUUGGUCUUUAUUGCAUCUAGGCGAGUGUUGUGAAACUGUAUUCAAUUUUAGUUUCGUUGCCGUUCAUUUAGAGUGUAGUGAUGCCGUUUUCAUGUGCCGAAAUUUAAAAAAAAACUAAUACGAGCCCACCAGCUUGUUUGACAUUUUGAGUCGUCGCUGGGGUGCAAUAAUCAGCACCAAAAUUGUAAACUCCCCCACUGUGCGUUGUCGAGACAAGUGGCUCAGCUAAGGCAGCUCAAUCGCUAAGUCAAUAAUAGUCAAACGUGACGUGCUGUUGGACAUUUAUGAGUGAAAAACAAAGCUCACUGGUACGGCUGGUACUAAAGGGUAUAGCCAAGUGAAACGCAAGCAGAAUAAAUGAGAUAAAACGGCCGCAAACGAAAGGCAACUCACCUUCCCGCCACAAGGCAACGUUGAAAAAGUUAAGCCUUCCAUUCAGCGAUGAAGUGAUACCAUCAAGCGAGUGCUAUCACGCGAGUUAAACGUGGCGGUCGUGAAUCUGUGCAGGAUGCACGUAGCUGCAGUGUGCAUAUUGCUUGGUGCAACGUUAGCGUUGAGCACCGGGACUCCGAGCGUCACGGAUGGGAAGGAACAUCCGCAAUCUGUCACCGCCAAGCUGCCCGUACCGAGUGUCAACACAACCGUGUCAAAAGUGAUCGAGGCCAUGCUAACCGAAGGUGACAGCAAAAAUGGUUCCACCAUACCGAUCCCGGAACACCACCACGAUCGCGCACAGCGCAUUGUGGCCCGGAAGGGUGUCAGCAAUGAGGCGGCACCAGUGACGAAGGGUAGCACCCUAGCUGACCAACCCCCAGUCGACAGCAAGCCACCCCUAGCAUUCACCGAACGCACGCAAAAUGGCUCUACCAGCACGGUGUUGGUAGCGCGAUCGAAUGUAACGUUAACCGCAACAACCGCAAGCGUGGCCACUUCCACCACCGUCACAAACGCAUCCUCAACCUCCACCACCACGUCCACCUCCAAACCAUCACCACCACAAUCAAAAUCACCCGCAACCAACAGCUCGGCUGUCACGAUGCGACCAUCCACCGUGGUUAGCAACACGAGUACAACGAGCACCACCGUAACCGCGACCAGCACCAAUACUACGAUCGCGACAACUACGAAGCCUCCAAGAAAGCCAAAGAUCACCUUCUCGAUCGUGGACGAGCCACGGUUGCUGCAGGCGGCAAAACCGGGCUACGUCAUGCCAAACGAUCCCGUCGACGGUAGCGGUCGAUUGCGCGUUGAUGAGCCCCUCGCUCAGUUCUCGAAGGAGCUACUACCUCCAGGACUUGGGGCAGGUGAACCACCCAACAGCCGCCGUGAGUACGUCGCCCCGAUCGUGACGCUUAUCUUCGCCAUCCCGCUCCUCCUCGGGCUGUUUCUGCUGUCGUACCGGCGUGCGAAGGAGUUCUGGCUUACGCGGCACUACCGGCGCAUGGACUUCCUUAUCGAUGGCAUGUACAACUACUGAAAUCUCCGAUAGCGAAUAUCAGCUGGUUGGUUUGGCCGGCUUUUCCUCCCGCGACUAACGAUUAAAGCGAUAAAAGUGCCUUCUAACCUGCUCGCACACAAACACAUUCUUGGGUGCACCGGCCUGGCCGGAAGCCCACUAGGAGGCUAGGUUGAGCUAGGUCUGAGCCCCCUCUUCUCUGGUUUUCUUUUUUCUCAUACAUGCGGCCACAAAAUGGCCGCCAAAUGCUUUCCACGCGCAAUUUAGACAGGUGGCAGAAGAUG
Anopheles nili is the source of this 1786-nucleotide messenger RNA. RefSeq lists its product as uncharacterized. The transcript has 2 exons. Lineage: Eukaryota; Metazoa; Arthropoda; Insecta; Diptera; Culicidae. The coding region runs from base 555 to 1523 and encodes 322 amino acids. The record is from RefSeq and is a predicted model, not a curated record.